AUGGACACCCAAGCAGGAAUAUCUCAGAAGGACAUCUAAUGUUAUCCCCGGAUUGUGACAUAAAAGAUAAUGACAGUAGACAGGAUUCUCCAGGAGAUAACCGCAUUACCCCAAUUAUACAUCCAGCUCUAUCAGCUGAUCCCCCUGAUCCUGGGAAAUGUUCUCCUGAUCACUCUGAUAUUGGUGCAUCUGUUACAGCUCUGACAGUAGAUACAGUGUUUCCCUGUUCUAUAGAUGCCAAAUGUUUUACACAGAACACAAAGCUUAUUACCCAUCAGCCAGCUAAGGCAGGUGAGAGGCCAUUUCCAUGUUCUGAGUGUGGGAAAUGUUUUACACAAAAUUCACAACUUGUUACACAUCAGCAAAGUCACACAGGUGAGAAGCCAUUUCCAUGUUCUGAGUGUGGGAAAUGUUUUGUAUCGAAAUCACAUCUUGUUAUACAUAACAGAAGUCACACAGGUGAGAAGCCAUUUUCUUGCUCUGAGUGUGGGAAAUGUUUUACAUGGAAAUCACAACUUGUUACACAUCAGAAAAGUCACACAGGUGAGAAGGCAUUUCCAUGUUCUGAGUGUGGGAAAUGUUUUACACACAAAUCAGAUCUUGUUAUACAUCACAGAAGUCACACAGGUGAAAAGCUGUUCUCUUGCUCUGAGUGCGGGAAAUGUUUUCCACGGAAAUCACAUCUUGUUAGACAUCGCAGAAGUCACACUGGUGAGAAGCCAUUUUCUUGCUCUGAGUGCGGGAAAUGUUUUUCACGGAAAUCACAUCUUGUUAGACAUCAGAAAAGCCACACAGGUGAGAAGCCAUUUCCGUGUUCUGAGUGUGGGAAAUAUUUUUCACGGAAAUCACAUCUUGUUAGACAUCACAGAAGUCACACAGGUGAGAAACCAUUUUCUUGCUGUGAGUGUGGGAAAUGUUUUACACGGAAAUCAGAUCUUGUUAUACAUCACAGAAGUCACACAGGUGAGAAGCCAUUUCCAUGUUCUGAGUGUGGGAAAUGUUUUGCACAGAAAUUAGAUCUUGUUAUACAUCACAGAAGUCACACAGGUGAGAAGCCAUUUCCAUGUUCUGAGUGUGGGAAAUGUUUUACACACAAAUCAGAUCUUGAUGUACAUCACAGAAGUCACACAGGUGAGAAGCCAUUUUCUUGCUCUGAGUGUGGGAAAUGUUUUACAAAGAAAUCAUAUCUUCUUACACAUCAGAGAAGUCACACAGGUGAGAAGCCAUUUUCUUGCUGUGAGUGUGGGAAAUGUUUUACACGGAAAUCCCAACUUGUUACACAUCAGCAAAGUCACACAGGUGAGAAGCCAUUUCCAUGUUCUGAGUGUGGGAAAUGUUUUGCACAGAAAUCAGAUCUUGUUAUACAUCACAGAAGUCACACAGGUGAGAAGCCAUUUUCUUGCUCUGAGUGCGGGAAAUGUUUUACAAAUAAAUCACAUCUUGUUAGACAUCAGCGAACUCACACAGGUGAGAGGCCAUUUCUAUACUCUGAGAAAUAAAUCAGCUCUUGCACACAAUAAACAUCACUCAGGUGAGGAACCAUUUUAAUCUUCUGGAGUAUUCUCAUCAUUGCCAUGCGUUGUUCUUCAAGGUUCUUAUCCUAUCUCCUAUGCUUUUUGCAAUAUACAUGUUAC
Molecule: messenger RNA, 1634 nt
Organism: Pseudophryne corroboree (corroboree frog)
Lineage: Eukaryota; Metazoa; Chordata; Amphibia; Anura; Myobatrachidae
Product: gastrula zinc finger protein XlCGF57.1-like
Exons: 1
Coding region: 39-1499 (486 amino acids)
Biological process (GO): regulation of transcription by RNA polymerase II
Cellular component (GO): nucleus
Molecular function (GO): DNA-binding transcription factor activity, RNA polymerase II-specific; RNA polymerase II cis-regulatory region sequence-specific DNA binding
Source: RefSeq, a predicted model, not a curated record